GUUAGCUGGAAAUAUGGGAAGCGUUAAUGAGUUCGCCUUCCCGGCUGGAGAUGAAAGCGACGCCAGCAACGACGAGUGGGACAUUGGCUCCUUUUCGGAAAACAAGACUUCUGGCAUAAAGGACUUAGCCUCUGCUGAGAUGGGUUCAGGCGACAAAGUCUCUGUGCUGAAAAAAGCCAUCAGUGAAGGAGACACAGAUACUGUCAAACAACUGUUGAACAAUGGACUAGAUGUGGAAACCAGGCUGGGCUUUGGAUGGACUCCUCUCAUGUAUGCCGUCAGUGUGGCGAACUGCAACCUGGCCAGGCUGCUGUUGGACAGAGGAGCCAGUGCCAAUUUCAGCAAAGAUUGUUGGACCGUGCUCAUGGCCAGUUGUACUGCCUCUAGCAGUGAAGACAAAAUAGCACAUUGCGUCGAGCUUCUGCUGUCCAGGUCCGCAGAUCCCAACAUGGUGGACAGGUCUCAAAUGACAUGCCUGAUGUUGGCAGCCAGAGAUGGCCUCUGUAAGGUGAUAAACCUACUGGUGUCCCAUGGGGCAGAAAUCAACGUCCAGGACAGUAAAGGAUACACAGCCUUGUCCAUAGCAGUUCAAUAUGGCAAGGAACAGGCAGUGUUAAAGCUCCUCCAGUUGGGAGCUGACAAAACCAUAAGAACAAAGACUGGCAAAAGCCCUGCUAAUCUAGCUGAGAUGCUCAGACACACUCAGAUAGCACGGAUUUUAGCUUCAUCUUCCAAACUCUCUGCUGUCCCAGCCUGCUCUUCUUCUAUGGAGGAGACACUAGCUAAGCUUUUUACGACAAACUCUGAUGUUCUAUCUUCUGUGGAAAGUGCAACAAAGCUUGAUGAACUUGAACUUCUCCUGCAUGGCCUUAAUCUGGGGUACCUCAAUGACAUCAUGACUGAAAACGACAUCACCUGGAGCUACCUGUUGACCAUGGAGAAGGAGGACUUUGAAAAGAUUGGCAUUACCAACCCAGUGGACCAGCAGAAGGUGUUGAGUGCUGUGCAGCAGAUGCACUUGGACAAAGUAGACCUAGACAAGAUCCAACUGGGAACUGGAGAGAAUGGGUGUGAAGAUCUGCAAAACUUCCUCCUAAGUGUGCGUCAUCAGUGCUGCUACCUGACGGAGAUGCUUCAGGAUGUCAUCAGCCGUUUCCCCCGUCAGGCCUCUCAGCUGGUCAUCUCUCUGGACCCGAAGAAGGAAGCCCAGACUGUCUGCAGGCAGCUGGUUGUCCAAACUAAAGACCUGCAGAAGGAAGUCAGCUGCCUCCACAAUCUGCUUUGCCAGAUGGAUGCAGCUAAGGAUUGCUGUCAGCUUCCUGAACCUGAUUCUCAGGAGAGAGUCUGGACCUGGGCUGUGACCGGAGUUGGUGUGAGCAUGCUGGGAGCCGCGCUCUUCCUGUUCCUCUGCAAACCUUCAAGGGCCGCAUGAACACAAGAAUUCAUGAACAUUAGAAUGAAAGGAUUCAUUCUAAUGUCUUAUUUGAUUACUGUAAACUAUAUAAAACAGGGUUACAUUUCAGGCAUGGUUGGGAAGUUUAACUUGUCUUCCUUCUGUUUUCUUCUUGUAAUUAGUUUGAUUUUGCUCUUAAAAGUGUUUUGAGUUAGGCUGAAGGUUAACCAAGAGAUUUUGCCUCUGUUGCCAAAUAAAAAAUUGGGACAUUUCAAUUUUUUCCCCACAAUUGUAAGAAGCUCAGCCUCUUUGUUUGAGUCAAACAACAAAACAUCAAGAGUGCGGCGAUGGCGCAGGAGUAAAGUCCUAAAAGCGGCCAGCAGCGGUUUGAGUCCUGGCCUAUCUCAACCCGCUUUCUGACCACUCUCCAAUAAAGACCAAUGGAGCCAGAAACAUACCUU
Xiphophorus hellerii (green swordtail) is the source of this 1854-nucleotide messenger RNA. RefSeq names its product ankyrin repeat, SAM and basic leucine zipper domain containing 1 (gene asz1). The transcript has 13 exons. Gene Ontology annotation, molecular function: protein binding. Gene Ontology annotation, cellular component: pi-body. NCBI's taxonomy places the organism in Eukaryota, Metazoa, Chordata, Actinopteri, Cyprinodontiformes, Poeciliidae. Bases 14 to 1432 code for a protein of 472 amino acids. The record is from RefSeq and is a predicted model, not a curated record.